Messenger RNA from Scaptodrosophila lebanonensis, 1421 nucleotides. Its product is annotated as nucleosome assembly protein 1-like 1. The record is from RefSeq and is a predicted model, not a curated record. Gene Ontology annotation, molecular function: histone binding; chromatin binding. The transcript is spliced from 3 exons. Gene Ontology annotation, biological process: nucleosome assembly. Bases 287 to 1273 code for a protein of 328 amino acids. Gene Ontology annotation, cellular component: chromatin; nucleus. Lineage: Eukaryota; Metazoa; Arthropoda; Insecta; Diptera; Drosophilidae.
UGGCACUGUACGUAUAUAAAACUUUUGAUAUAAGAACAAAUAUUCACAUUUAAAAUUUAGAAAUCCAUAUCACGCAUGGGCGUUGCAACGAACCGAAUCGGACGUCUAUAUUGAUAUUAAAGUGUUGAGCUUUUGAUUUCUUCCUGCUAGCUAUUCUUUGAAAUCUCACCACAGCUGUAAUUGAUGUAAGUCUUUGUGCCAAAGCAGAUAUACGCACCAUAUUCCUGAUCAAAGUUGGACAAAAUAUUGUAUUUUUGGAUAACAACGCGCGGAGAGUUUUUGGAAUAUGGACGCUUCACCAGAGGGUAAUACCAACAAGGAUCCCAUUCCCGAAGAACUCUCGAUGAAGCAAUUAUUAUGCAUAUGGCCGGCGGAGAGACGUCGACUAUUCCUUCAAGAAAGGAUCAAACUAUUGCCAGCAACUAUAAAAAACCGAAUCGUUGCUUUGAAGAAUCUACAGUAUGAAUAUUUAAAAAUAGAAGCUCAGUUCUAUAAGGACUUGUACAUGCUGGAAAAAAAGUAUUUUGAAAAAUACCAGCCACUAGUCGAUUUGCGUGCCCAAAUAGUUAACGGCAAUGUCGAGCCGCCAAACGAAGAUCCCAAAUGGAAAGUUUUUCCUGGCGUAGAGUCUGAAAAUGAUAAUGAUCAGAGCACUAAUAGUGUAUCAGAUGAAGAAGAACCGAAAGAAGAAGCUAAAACAGACACGAAGAAGCUAGAAACUUCGAAAGGCCUAAAGAACUUCUGGCUAGAGGCCUUCCGCAACACAUCUACACUAUCUCAAUUAGUUCAGGACCAUGAUGUGCCAGCACUUGAAAAACUUCAGGAUAUACGCGUUCAGUACUUUGAUGAUUACUCGUUCUUGCUAGAGUUUCAUUUUGCCAAAAACGAUUUUUUCUCGAAUCCCAUUUUGACAAAGAAAUGCUUUUUAAGGGCAGUAGUCCAUCCUAAAGAUCCCUUCGCUUUCGAGGGACCUGAGCUGGUUAGGUCCGAGGGUUGCAUUAUCAAAUGGAGGAGUUCUCUGGGCUUAGUGAGGAAGAUCAUGAGAAAGAAGAAAGACCAUAGUACAACCGAAGUGAUUUCAAGGGAGUCUUUUUUUACCUUUUUCAACUGGUCGCACAUUGAUUUUGACGAAAAUGACGCUAUGUCAGAUUUUGUUGUUGGAAAUUUCAUUCGAAGUAAGCUGAUUCCAAAAGCAGUUCUUUAUUACACCGGUGACCUGGUAGAGGAUGAAGAGAGUGACGAAGAAGAAGAAUCUGACUCUGGCUCUGGCUGAGAAAGAGGAGACACUCCAACUACCCCACGUUCCUCAGCUCUUCUUAUUAAUGUUAUCAAUAUACAUCGCGAGCCUUAAAGACGAAGAAAACACGCAGGCAAGAAUUAGUCUAUGACUUGGGAAGAUAAAUACAAAGAUCUAAAUUCUG